AUGCAACUUUAUUUCCGUCAAAUCGGAUUGCUGAAACUAAUGAUUGGGGAGGAGCCUAGACCGAGUGACCCCGCCCUUCAGGAAGAUUGGGACGAGCGCGCCUCGGCUGGCUACUACUUGAUGUCGCAGAGUUUGGAGCUGAACCAGCGUCACCACGUCAUGCACCUGCUGCCGGAGGUUGAGUGCGGUCCGAAGGCGUGGACGGUGUUGAAGGAGCUGCACGCCCCGACCUCCGUUGUUGCAACAUUGAUGCUGGAGAGGGAGCUGUCCGCGUUGCGCCUGAGCGAGGGAGAGCCGAAUCGUCACCAGGAUGGCGGCGCGCGGAGGAACCAGAAAAACGGCGCCAACAUGGUCGCUGAUUCGUCCGACAACAACCCGAAGGGCAACGGCGGUGCGGAGAAGAAGAAGGAGCGCACCGCGGGCCAAUUCUUCCAUAUGGGAGACAAGGGGGAGCAAGGAGACGCAUCUGCUAAGGCUAGAGCAGAGCUGCACCCCCUGGACUAUUGGGUGUUGGACACAGGCGCUGCUUGGACAAUGACGCCGCGCAAGGACCUGCUGGACGACGGAGCGGAUGGCAAGCCGGUGGUGCUGCACGACGUUCUCCUCGUCCCCGACCUGAAGGCCAACCUCAUCUCCCUCCGUAAGCUUGGCAAGGCUGGGGUGAACACCAACACGGAUGGGGCUCGCACUUAUAAGGGGAAGCUGGGCAAUCGGGUGCUUUGGGAUCUGCACGAGAGCAAGGACGUGUACAGAUCUAUGUGGCAGCUGCCGGCGCUGGCGUGGCACGGUGGGGGGCAGGCUGGAGAGGGGUCUGCAUCCCAGGGGGAGUGCAACGCCGUUGGAGGGGUUGGUGUGAAAGUGUCGGCCAGAUCUGGGGAGACAGAUUGGGCAACUGCACACCGACGUUUGGGGCAUGUGGCAAUGCCUUUGCUGAAGCAGCUGGAGAAGGAUGGAGCCGUUAAGGGCUUAAAGCUGAACGGACAACCACCCGAUGAUAACUGUGAAAUUUGCCUCCUUUCAAAGUUCACCCGUUUCCCCUUCCAUAGUGUGGCUGGCAGGAGCAAAAAGCCGUUGGAGCUGGUCCACAUGGACUUGGUGGGGCCGCUGCCGGUGCAAGGGCACAAGGGGGAGCGGUACUUCCUAACCAUAGUGGAUGACUGGAGCAGGCUAAUGUGGGCGUAUCCGCUGAAGCAGAAAGAUCACGCCGCCUCCACGAUUCGGGACGAUUGGCUGCCGUUCGUGGAGAAGCAAGCGGAGUGUGUGGUGAAGCGGAUUAGGACAGAUCGGGGUGGUGAGUUCCUUGGAGCUGAGAUGACGGCCUGGCUCAAGAAGCAGGGCAUCCAGAGGGAGCUGACCACGGCUUACACCCCACAGUCCAACGCCGGAGGCCAGGGUGUCCAGCAGAUGGAGCAGAUUACCAUGCAGCUGGACCUGACUCCUAGUGUGUGGGAGGAGGGAGAGGAGGCAGCUGCAGAGGGUGGUGAUAAAGAGAAGGUGCAGGAGGCACCUGCUGGUGGAGGUGAUGGUGUGGAGAUUAGCGGUAGCACUAGUGGAGCUGCUGGAUCCGAGGGAGGAGAGCAGCAGCAGGGGAAAACUAAGAAGCCGAAGGGUGUUAUUAUGAAGGGAUGGGAGACACCCGUCUCCAGGCCAGGACGUACCCGUAUGGCUACUAAGAAGCUGACUGCAGGAGCUGAUGUAGCGGAGCAGCAGCUUGGGACCGAGGAGGCAUUGCUGAUUCUACCGCAUGGCUAUGACCCGGAUGAGGAGGAUCAACCUGCGUACUGUUUUCUUGCCCCUGCACCAGAGGAACCAGCUAGCAUGGAGGAGGCAUUAGCUGGACCAGAUAGGGACAAAUGGCUAGCUUCCAGGGAUGCUGAGUACCAGAGCCUGCUGGAGAAUGGGACUUGGGAACUAGUGGUGCUGCCUGAGGGAAAGAAAGCGGUACAAUGCAAGUGGGUGCUAAGGAUCAAGACUGACGACAAGGGGCAGGUCACCAUCUACAAGAGUAGGUUGGUGGCUAAGGGGUUUAUGCAGAAGGAGAAGCGGGACUUCAAUGAGAUCUUUGCUCCCACUGCCAAACCCCCUACCCUUCGUGUCUUGUUGGCAGAUGCAGCCGUUAGUGGGAAGUUCAUUAUCCAGAUGGACAUAUCAACGGCAUUUCUCAACGGGAUUUUAGAGGAGGAGGUGUUCAUGACGCAGCCACCUGGGUAUGAGGAUGGUACGGGCAGGGUGUGCAAGCUGAAAAAGUCCAUCUACGGCUUGAAGCAGGCGCCACGCUGCUGGUACCAGAAGUUGGCAGCUGUUUUAGAGGAGAUGGGAUUCAGGACCAGCAGCUGUGAUGAGAGCCUCUUUCUCAAGGGGGAGGGGGAGAAGCUGGUGCUGUUUCUGGUCUAUGUGGACGACAUUCUUCUCUUUAGCAGCAGCAUGAAGGAGAUCCAGAAGGUGCAGCAGCAGCUGAUGGAGAACUUCAAGUGCAAGAACCUUGGGGAGGUAAAGUACUACCUCGGGAUGCACGUGGAGAGGGAUCUGGAUCACAGGUGGUUGAAGCUGCACCAGGAGAAGUUCAUCAAGGAGCUUGGGGAGAAGUACGGAAUUGAGAAUGAGCGCAAGGUUGCAACUCCCCUGCCAGCAGAAUUCAAGCUUGUGAAAGCUGCAGAGGAUGAAGGGGUUGAAGCCGAGGAGCAGCAGCAAUUUCAGUCCUUGGUGGGCAGCCUCUUGUAUGCAGCAGUUCACACGAGACCCGACAUCUCUUUCUCGGUUGGGCAGCUGGCUAGGGUAGUGCAGAAUCCAUCAGAGGAGCAGGUGGAUGCAGCUGAGCGUGUGGUGAAGUAUCUGAACUCUCACCCAAGCAUUGGAGUUCAAUACUCCGCAUCUGCACAGGUGAAGCAGAAAGGGGUUGAGGUGCUGAAAGAGAAGGGGGAGAGGCUUGGAGAAGGCAAGCUUUUUCUCACUUGCUUUACUGAUGCUACGUGGGCCUCUGAGAAGGAGGAUUCCUCAUCUGUGGGAGGAUACAUCUGCGUAGUUGGGGGAGGACCGGUUAGUUGGAGGUCAAAGAAGCAGACGGAGACAGCACUCUCUUCCGUGGAAUCAGAGUACAUGGCGAUGUUCCAUGGGGUGAAGGAGGUGAUUUGGCUGAGGAGGCUGUUGGAGGAGAUUGGCCAGGAGCAAAAGGUUGCUACGCCGCUGUUUUGUGAUAGCAAGGGAGCUCUUGGGAUGGCCAGGAACGCUGUGCUUCAUGGGCUGAAUAAGCACAUGCGUAUCAAGUGGCACUGGCUGCGUAAGGAGGUGAAGAGGGGGACGGUGAAUCCGAUCUACAUCAAGACUCACCAGCAGCCAGCAGACUUCCUCACCAAGAGGCUUGCGGAUGAGUCUCAUUGGCGUUGUGUGCGCAUGAGUGGAAUGAGCAUGAACUAG
This is a messenger RNA of Closterium sp. NIES-65, 3414 nucleotides long. NCBI's taxonomy places the organism in Eukaryota, Viridiplantae, Streptophyta, Zygnematophyceae, Desmidiales, Closteriaceae. The record is from the annotation of a GenBank genome assembly.